Messenger RNA from Aspergillus piperis CBS 112811, 1811 nucleotides. RefSeq names its product citrinin biosynthesis transcriptional activator CtnR. Gene Ontology annotation, cellular component: nucleus. The transcript has 5 exons. Gene Ontology annotation, biological process: regulation of DNA-templated transcription; DNA-templated transcription. Gene Ontology annotation, molecular function: DNA binding; zinc ion binding; DNA-binding transcription factor activity, RNA polymerase II-specific. Lineage: Eukaryota; Fungi; Ascomycota; Eurotiomycetes; Eurotiales; Aspergillaceae. Bases 150 to 1811 code for a protein of 553 amino acids. The record is from RefSeq and is a predicted model, not a curated record.
CUCGGUAUGGCUUGCCGUCUUUCAGUGUGAGCCAAGAUCUACUUAGGGUUCCUGUGUCGCAGGUAGACAUAUAUCCGUCCAUCACCACCUCGUGCAAACGGCACACGUGCAUUCCCCUGUUUGACUCACCAUCAACCUACGCACCAGCUAUGUCCAGUCCAUCGCCUUCCAGUGAUCAACCUCAAUCUCGCAAUCGUCCUGGCUCUGCAUGCGCGGAAUGCCGUCGCCGAAAGAUGCGUUGUGACGGGAAGCAUCCUCAAUGCAUUAAUUGUUCUAACGCGGGUAUAACAUGUGUCUUUAACCCGCAGCCUUCCCGCCGGGGUCCCAAGAAAGGCCAUCUGAAAACCUUGCAGGUGCGCAUCGCGAAUCUUGAGAAUAUACUGUUUGGACAGACACAAGAUCCCGUGUCCGCAGACACAUCCACAAACGGUGAUGUUGCUGCGCAACCCACAGUGCAUGGCUGGAAUGGGGAGCCCCAGUUAAAUGUACUUCUCAACGAGUUCAACGCCCCAGCGGGGGCACCAAGCGUAGGGUCAGUGCCGGUUUCGAACUUAUUACAUGCCGAACUUGACCAGUUGUAUUUUGAUCGUGCACACGCUUUCGUUCCCAUUCUCAACGCACGGCGCUACCUUUCCUGGACCCGGAACACCAACAAGUCCGUAUCGAGAAGAUGCUUGCAGUACGCCAUGUGGACGAUAACUACAUCCAUGUCCGUCCAGCUGGAGCAUCUAUGCGAGCCCCUGUACCAGUCUGUUCGGCAGCUCCUAGGCUAUCUACAACUAGUAGAUGGUGAUUCCGAGGUUGACCAGAUAGAGCAUAUUCAGGCUUUACUGAUACUUGCUGUUUACGAAUUCACUCACCAAAACUUCCGUCGCGGGUGGGUGAGCGCCGGUCAGGGCAUCCGACUUGUGCAGCUGAUGGACCUGCACAAGCUUGAUCUUGAUAAGGCGAACAAUACAGGAUCUCACCAAGCGAGUACAUUGGAGGAUCUCGUCUGUGCGGAGGAGAAGCGUCGCGUCUUCUGGGUAGCGUACAUUCUGGACCGACUUAUCUCCUUAAGACAUGAGAGCCCGUUGACCUUUGACGAGCGAACUAUUGCAACCCGACUGCCCGCCACAGAGGAGACGUUCCAGACAGGUCAAUUAAGCCAGAUGACUGGUUUCCUCUCGAAAACCAUUAUUGAAGAUAGACCCCUACUCAAAGCAGAGCUUUCGGAAAUGGUCAUCCUAGCCUCACUUUGUGGGAAAACGGUAUUGCACCGACAGCAGGCAGUCGCGGAGCAAGCCGACAACGGCAUAUCCAACAGCUUCUGGGAGCGACAUCGCUGGCUAGAUGCUGUACUAAUUAAGAAGAGUCGGACCAUCUCGGCAGUCCAGCCAGUAACGCCCACUCUGCCAGCCGAACCGGUGUCUCUUACCCCCAAUCUUAUGAUACAAUCGGCUAUUCUAUACCACUGUAUGACGCUGGAGCUACUGGCUCGCGCGACUGAGAAUAGCGAGACGCUGCGGCAAUGUCGACAGCGGGCACUCCUGACUGUACAGGAGAUUAUCCGACUGACAGAGGCAGUGUUACAGCUGAGUUAUUUCGAGAUUUCCCCGUUCACACCGCUUCCCAUACUUCUCUGCGCCCAAGUGCUCAUGAUGUAUCAAGAAACAGAUGCCUCGUGCAUGCUGCAGCUGCAGGAAGUUUUAGGUAUGGUGCAAAAUUUGGCGAAUAAUAAUUAUCUUUGCCGGGAAUGGGUUAAUCAACACUCUGAUCUGUUUGAUCUCGAACCCGACUUUGUCCUUGCUGAGGCGGAGAGCCAUGGUUAA